GAACGGAGCCACCCAUGAGGAUGGUCUGGUACCACCUUUCUUCACUGUUUCUCCUAACUACCUACUCGUAUUCACAAGACGUUCCAGAAGAAGACUGGAAUCCACAGUUUGGGGAGCCUAUAUCAAAUGUGACCGUCCCGUUAGGAAGGGAAGCCGUUUUGUCUUGCGCCGUCAAAAAUCUCGGCCAUUUCAAGGUUGGAUGGCUGAGAGCGGAAGACCAAACCGUUUUGAGUCUCGACACGCGGGUCGUCACGCACAACUUCCGCGUGAGCGUCAGUCACGAGCCGGACAGCGAGACUUGGAGGCUUCACAUCCGGCAGGUCAAGUACUCAGAUCGGGGCUGCUACAUGUGCCAGAUCAACACGAACACAAUGAAGAAGCAGCUUGGCUGCCUCGACGUACACGUUCCUCCUGACAUUAUUGAUUCCGAGACGAGCUCUGACACGGUGGUUGAAGAAGGCGAAAACGUGACGCUGAUAUGCAAAGCGAGGGGUCACCCGGCCCCCAGAAUAAUCUGGAGGCGGGAGGACACCAAAACUUUCACCGUUUACAACAACACAUCCGGCUUCGCCACGGUUGACAGCUACCACGGUGAGAUGAUGAAAUUCGUAAAAGUCGACUACACUCAGAUGGGUGCUUAUCUAUGUAUAGCCACAAACGACAUCCCGCCAGCAGUCAGCAAGAGGAUUGUGCUCCGAAUAAAUUUCACUCCUGUCGCGAGGCAGCCGAGUCAGAAGGUCGGCGCCGUCCUCGGGUCUUCAGUCAGCAUCAGCUGCGAUUUCCACGCUUUUCCAAACGACAACACCUCCUGGCACAGAGAAAUCGGAGAAGUCCACGAUUACGGUGGGGAAUAUAAGAUAGGAGUAACUAGAUCGUCGUACGAAAUUACUCUGCACUUGACCAUAAGAAACAUACGAGCAAUAGACCUCGGUAAAUACUUCUGCGUUCUUUCAAAUAACAUGGGCUCAGCGCGAGGUACAAUCCAAUUGUAUGAAAUCAGGGUGGAAACAACAACCAUGCCUACCACAACGACACCGAUCACGACGACCAAAGCUACCACAUCUACCACGACUCCUACGAAGAAAUCAAUCAUAUUUAUUGCUCCAACACAUUCAGAUUUGCCGGAGAACAACGAAAUCGAAGAACUCCCCCUUUUUAACGACGCCAACAACAAAAGGGGAGCAGAGGCGAGCAGCAGGAGGCGCAGUUUCACGGUGUCGUCCUGCUCCGGCCUGAGAAUCUCCCCAAUUUUAUUAACACUUUUUCUUAUCAGGUGAUAAAACAAAGUAGAGACAUCGAAUAAAUCGAAACUGUCAAUGUAGGAUGGGCCGCAGUCACCGCGGCCUUGUUAACGUAUCGAGAUGAACGGCCUGAACGGAGAUCCGGCCUUAGAAACGACUGAUUGAAUCUGUUUAGUUUAAAUGUCCAUAAAGCCUCGAAAAAGAACAAAUUGAGCACGAUGUUUAAUUAUGCAUAUCAGAGGCAUAUCAGAUAAAAACCCAUUGAGUUUAAUAAAAUUACUAAAUAUGCAUAAAUUAAUUACUGUCAAAUAAUGUACAUAUUAUGACCUUAAAGUAUGAAUCGGAAAGGGUUAUUUCCUAAAUUUGUUGGGUUGGAUAGACUUUGGUCUGUUUUUCUGAAUGUUAAUGUAAUGAGUUUUAUCAAAUUUCAUUUAAUGUGAUAAUUGUAUAAGCUUGAACCCAACAUUUUCUUUUCGUUUCUUUUUCAUUCUGUUGUAAAAAGUGAGAAAAUGUGUAAAUAAAUUACAAACAAUUGUGAAUUAGAGUUCUUUUUAUCAUAAAAGCAACCUGUUUAAUUUAUUCCUAAAAGCGUGAUCGAUGCCGCUUUGAAAAUAAAUCAUUUAUUACGACGGCGUAACGUUCUUAGUACUUUUCCCCUCUCUUACUUGUACCUAUACUUGAUUUAUGUAAAAUCCGGAAAAGCUUUCAUGGAGUCUUUGCCGCAGGAAAUUGAAUUCCAAGGCUAAAGGAAAUUAUUUCAGCUAUCAAUGAAAGGUCAUUUGACGCAGUCGUUUAUUUUUUUUUUUUUUAACGUGUUUCGCGUCCCAACCCUUAAAGAAAUGAGGAAGGACGAUAUCCAAAACCGUCAUGAGACUUUUCUUUAAUAAUUCGAAUUUUCGUUUUGGAGAAAACUGCCUCGCAAAGGUAAAAUAUUGAGCUUAUUUUUAUGUGGUUCAAUCCUCAAAGUUGGAUUUCUUUCAAAUGUAGUGUAAAGCAAUAUUGAGUUCCAUUGCGACUAAUGUAAAACCUCGCUUGAAGUUUUUGGGGCUGAAUUAUGUACCAGAUUUUUUGUUUUUGUAAAUUUUUACCCCUACUGUGUAAAAGAACUGUUUUGUAAUUUUUGUAUAAGAAAAUAAAAAGUUGUCAAGUAAUCUUAGCAUGUAAGCGUUUUC
Molecule: messenger RNA, 2413 nt
Organism: Cimex lectularius (bed bug)
Lineage: Eukaryota; Metazoa; Arthropoda; Insecta; Hemiptera; Cimicidae
Product: lachesin-like
Exons: 10
Coding region: 15-1277 (420 amino acids)
Cellular component (GO): neuron projection
Source: RefSeq, a predicted model, not a curated record